Sphenostylis stenocarpa is the source of this 1890-nucleotide messenger RNA. The record is from the annotation of a GenBank genome assembly. NCBI's taxonomy places the organism in Eukaryota, Viridiplantae, Streptophyta, Magnoliopsida, Fabales, Fabaceae.
AUGUCUUUUUGUCUUCUCUAUCGAAACCCCAAGCAAACCCCUUCCACCCCCUCCUCUCUGACUCUUAUCUCUCGUGUCCCUGUGUUUGUUUGUCUCUCCCACUUUCUGCCUUUGGAUCUUCUUCGUCCUCAAGGGAAGGGAAUUGAAGCUUUGAAGAUCAAUGGCCGAAAGAUCGAGUUGGAGAUCAUUCCUGAAGUUGAUCUCUACAAGUGUGAACCCUGGGACUUACCAGGGAAAUCAUUGUUACCGGGGAAGGACCUGGAGUGGUAUUUCUUCAGCCCUCGUGAUAGAAAAUACCCGAAUGGAUCAAGAACAAACCGUGCAACAAAAUCUGGGUAUUGGAAGGCGACAGGGAAGGAUAGGAAAGUAAAUUCAAAGGCUCGGGCUGUGGGGAUGAAGAAAACCCUAGUUUACUAUCGAGGAAGAGCACCCCAUGGCUCUCGUACAAAUUGGGUUAUGCAUGAAUACCGUCUUGAUGAGACACAAUGCGAAACUGCUUCCAGCUUGCAGUUUCAGGAUGCUUAUGCUCUCUGCCGUGUGUUCAAGAAGACUACAGUGAUCCCUCCAAAAGUUGGGGGACACUACGUUAGCGUUCCCAAUGCCAACCAGAUUUCUAGCGAUCAAUCAUCAAGCAUUGAACUAUACUCUGAGGGAAGGGAUGAAGAUUUGGAUAGCCCAAAUUAUUUCAUGUCUACGGAUACUUGCUCACCCCAAAACGUUGGAAGUGACACUCCUCUCACUAUCAAUGGUGUGACGACAAGGGGUCAUGAGAAAUGGUCACACUUCUCAUCACAAGACCCAUUAUUUAGUCUUCCAACUUCUUCAUAUCCUAAUUUUGGAGCCAUAGCAUACCCUCCAUCCAAGGUGGAUAUAGCACUUGAGUGUGCAAGGAUGCAACAUAGAUUUGUUAUGCCCCCUUUGCAGGUAGAUGAUUUCCCUGAUGUUGGAAUAUCAGAGCUGAAAAUGACACAAGCCUCUAGUUCCAUUCAAGGAAGCAGAACUGAAACGGAUAUUUUGCAGGAAUUUCUUUCAGUUGCUCAUGCCUCUAAGGAAUUAAUAAAUCAAUCCUGCUACUCACAGGAAUGGGGUGGCAAUGAUUAUUAUGCUCCUUCUGAAGCCGAUUUUACCUUCAUGGUUGGCACUAAUUACAAUCAUUCAAAUGAAAUGAGCUCAGUGAGUUAUGUUGACAAAGCAUGGGAAGAUUCAAACACAAGGACAAUAGAGAUAGAAGACGUUGAAGAAGAGUUUAAGGCGCAGAGGAUGGCAGAGAAUUUAAGAUGGGUUGGAAUGUCAAGACAAGAUUUAGAAAAGAGAGAAGACCAAAAGAUUGUCCCAAUAGAGGAUAUUUCGAGCUUCCAAUCUAACAGGGAAGAAAAUGAGGUGCAAGAAACUGAGCAAUAUAGCGACAUGAAACACAAUGACAGUGAAAUUAAUGAUUUCUCAUUGGGCUUCAUCAAUGAUAGUGACCCUAGCAAGAACUAUGAAGAUGGUAACGUAGAUGAUUAUUCAAGUUCUCCUAGUUUUGAGGUCGUUGAGGAAAUAAAAGUAAACCAUGGAAUGCUUGUGUCGACUCGUCAAGUGGCCGAGACAUUCUUUCACCAAAUAGUUCCUUCUCAAACCGUCCAAGUUCAACUAAACUCAGUGACGGCAAACAAUCAUUAUGUAGAGAAUGCAGAGACAAUGCUAAUGAUUACGGAGAAGCAAGGGUCUUUAUUAAGGAAGGUUAAGGCCUAUGUGAUGGGGAAACUAGUGAGGCCAACAAAGACAAUAGCAAGUGCGAUUGUAAUCGUCUUUGCACUUGUGUUAACGCAUUGUGUUUAUUUGAUGGUAGAAGUGGAAAUUUGGAAUGAAACAUGCUGCAGUAGUAGUGCUACUGUCAUAAUAAGUUAA